Messenger RNA from Venustampulla echinocandica, 1008 nucleotides. RefSeq lists its product as uncharacterized. NCBI's taxonomy places the organism in Eukaryota, Fungi, Ascomycota, Leotiomycetes, Helotiales, Pleuroascaceae. The transcript has a single exon. The record is from RefSeq and is a predicted model, not a curated record. The coding region runs from base 1 to 1008 and encodes 335 amino acids.
AUGGCUGGCUUUCGUGGGGAUAUUCUCCGUCUGCUGCGCGUCAACGUCAACGCGUCCGGCAGUGUGUUUAUUGAUCACGACGGGGCGACUUGUGUACUGGACGACCAUCGCGACGGGAUCGCGCUGCAGCACGAGGAGGCGCUCGCGUCACUCGAGAGCGGCGAUGGCAAGCAGCAAGCAGCACGUACUACGCACUUUUGCCCGUGGGUAUGUGCUAGCUAUUGCGCUGCACUACACUGCGCUGCACUGCACUGCACUGCUCAUCUCCCUCCCUCCCUCCCUCCCUCCAUCUCCUCAGGCUUCUCCCCCCAGACCAGACUUCCGGCGGGAUUAGGGUAUGUAUUUUUGGAACGGGAGCUCAACUGGCAGCUGGCAGCUGGGCGAUGGGCGAUGGGCGGCUGCUUGAUGAAACCCCGAGCUGAUGGCGGGUCCUGGCUCCUGAGAGGCCUCGAUGCCGCGGCUUUUAGCGCCGUAAUCUCGCCCUUUGCCGACCUUGAAGCGCCGGCGAGAGAGAGAGAGAGAGAGAGCAGCAGAGAUGAUGACUUAGUCAGGGUGGGUGGGAAAUCCCCCCAGCUCCCUCCCCCAGAUGCCCCCGAUUCUGCCCUGUUCUGCCCUGUUCUGCCCCCCUUUCAUCUCAUCCGCCCUCCGCCGCCCUGGUCGUCCCGGGCGCUUCUUGCUCGCGUCGGACUCGCGUCUAGCGAGAAGGGCCUUCCGGGAGGUGAUUGGCUCGCCAGUACACGCCCAUCUCGCUCCGCCUCCCUUGCUCGCUUCCCGACGCGCCGCAUAUUGCCCGCAGGACGAACAAAGGCGAACCCUCCCCCAAGAACCCACCAAGAACCACCACGAGCGAGCAUCGCAAGAGUCAUCGUGCGGUUGCGCCUUUUCACUGGCCGUCCGUUUCCUCCCAUAUGUUUCGAGUUUCACGACCGUCCGUUUCAGGAGCCUCUGACUCAUUCUCGACUGUUCAUGUCUCCACUUCCCCCAUCUUUAUUUAUGCACAUCGGAUGA